Molecule: messenger RNA, 588 nt
Organism: Coniophora puteana RWD-64-598 SS2
Lineage: Eukaryota; Fungi; Basidiomycota; Agaricomycetes; Boletales; Coniophoraceae
Exons: 4
Source: RefSeq, a predicted model, not a curated record
UUUAUAUUCCAUGAUUCGAGGGGGAUUGAGGCUGGCUCCGUGGACGAGUUUCAGAUCAUACAUAGCUUUGUGCGCGAGCGGGCGUCCAAGUCAUCGCUUUCCGAGCGCUUGCAUGCCAUCUGGUUUUGUGUCUCGAUGGAUAACACGCGUCCGUUGGUUGAGGCUGAGCUCGCCUUUUUCAACGAAGAUACUGCAAAUGUACCGGUGGUAGUGGUGUUCACCAAAUACGAUGCACUGCUGGAUCGGGUAGCCAAUGACCUCGAUAUUAUUGAGAUGACAGAGCAGAGCCAGGCCGAUGUCGACAAGGCAGCAGAGGCCAGAUAUCAAGAGCAUUAUUGUAGCCGCAUCAUGAUGACUGCCAAUCCACCCAAAGCAGUUGUGAGACUCCAGGGUGAGGAACUAUCCUAUGGAAUGGACAAACUCGAGACACAGUGUCCCGAACUGUCUGAGCAGACAGCUGUGGCAAUAGACGAUCUGUCUCUACGCCAGCUGUUUGUCUCUGUGCAGCAGAAUAACCUACAUCUGUGCAUGCUUGAGGCGGCAAGGCAAGUUCAUGUCUUGAGUCAUAUCCAGUAUUUUGUCUGUUAA